Oryzias melastigma (Indian medaka) is the source of this 3572-nucleotide messenger RNA. It is a transcript of the gene mpp7a, whose product is annotated as membrane protein, palmitoylated 7a (MAGUK p55 subfamily member 7). Bases 355 to 2139 code for a protein of 594 amino acids. The record is from RefSeq and is a predicted model, not a curated record. The transcript has 19 exons. Lineage: Eukaryota; Metazoa; Chordata; Actinopteri; Beloniformes; Adrianichthyidae. Gene Ontology annotation, cellular component: plasma membrane; cell-cell junction. Gene Ontology annotation, molecular function: protein binding. Gene Ontology annotation, biological process: protein localization to adherens junction.
GUGACCAUGACAAACCGCUUCCAGACCAGCGCAAAGAUAAACUGUUCUCUGCCUUACAGAGCGGGCUGUCGAUGCGUAACAUUUAAAAAGAUUUGUCACAAUGAACAGACGUGAAAAGGGAUAUUCAUUUUGAGAAUUACCAAGAAAAAAAGGAAAAGUUUGGCUUUCGAAGGAGGCUGUCGUAUUAAAAGCAGCAACACAGUUCAGCUCCGACCACACAUAGACUCCAUGGCAUAACGUCCAUUCUCAGAUUCUGCUGGUUCCUGGGGAUUUCUGUUGAGGAGCUCACCCCUCUGACGCAGCGCUGCCAUUUUCCACCGCCAGAAGGGAACCAGGAAGCAGUCGGCGAGAGUCAUGCCUGCGCUGUCCACCGGAGCCGGCCAUGAGCCAGGUCUGUAUGAGCUGCUGGCGGCUCUGCCAUCCCAGCUUCAGCCGCACGCCAGCUGCCCUGAAGAUAACGUCUUCCUUCAGAACAUGUUUGGGGAGAAAGGCCUCCACUCGCUUGUUAAGAUCCACGAGCGGCUGCGACACUACGAGGAGGGCAAACCCACGGCUGUCCUGAAAAGUGCUUCAGCUCUGGCCCAUGAAGUAUCUGAAGAGCUGGCAAGGAAACCAGAGAGUGUAGACAUGGAAGAGCUCCAGAAACUACUGACAAAACCUCACAUGAAGAGCCUUCUGUCUGUCCACGACACUGUUGCCCAGAAAUGCUACGACCCUGAACUACCUCCACUUCCUGAAGACCUCGAUGACGAGGAAGACUCUGUGAAAAUCAUACGACUCGUCAAAAACAAAGAGCCUCUCGGUGCGACGAUAAGACGUGACGAACGCACAGGAGCCAUUGUCGUGGCCAGGAUCAUGAGAGGAGGAGCAGCCUCCAGGAGCGGACUCAUACAUGUUGGUGAUGAACUGAAGGAGGUCAACGGAAUCCCUGUGGAUGACAAGAAGCCAGAGGAAAUAAUCCGUAUUCUGGCUCAGUCAGAAGGAGCCAUUACCUUUAAACUUGUGCCUGGUGUGAAGGAGGAGGCGCCAGUCAAAGAGCCAAAGGUGUUCAUGAAAGCACUCUUCGACUUUGACCCCAACGAAGACAAAGCCAUCCCAUGCAAGGAAGCGGGUCUGGCUUUCAAGAAAGGCUCCAUCCUUGAGAUCAUGAGCCAGGACGAUGCAACAUGGUGGCAGGCCAAACAUGAAGGUGACGCCAACCCCCGCGCCGGUCUGAUCCCGUCCAGACAGUUCCAGGAGAGGAGGCUCGCUCUUCGACGGCCUGUUGCAACCCUUCCUAUCCAGAGAUCCUCAAGCAAGAGAUUAUAUGAUGUGGAGGUUGAGCUUGAGGAAGCCGACGCUAGUAGCGGAUUCCACUUAGCUGGCUUCAGAAGAAGCUUCCGCCUCAGCAGGAGAGACAAGAAGACCAACAAGUCCAUGUACGAGUCAAAGAAGAGCGAAAUGUACGACACAGCCGACGUCCCCACAUACGAGGAGGUGGCCCCCUACCGCAGGCCGAGCGGAGCCAAACACCGACUGGUGGUCCUCGUGGGACCCACUGGUGUCGGCAUCAACGAGCUGAAGAAGAGGCUGCAGAUCAGUGACGUGCAGCGUUUUAAUGUGGCCAUCCCGCACACCAGUCGGCCCAAGAAGAACGGCGAGAGUGAGGGCGUGGAGUACCACUUCAUCUCCAAGCAUCUCUUUGAGGCGGACAUCCAAAACAACAAGUUCAUCGAGUACGGAGAGUUCAAAGGGAAUUACUACGGGACGACUCUGGACUCUGUUCGCUCCGUCCUGUCGAAGGGCAGGGUGUGCCUGCUGGAUGUUCAGCCUCAUGUGCUAAAGCUUCUUCGGACAGCAGAGUUCAAACCUCUGAUUGUGUUUGUGAAACCUCCAUCCAUCGACAGACUGAGGGAAACCAGAAAGAACGCCAAAACCAUGUCAAGCAAGGACGACGGGAGAAAUAGCAAGCCAUUCACGGACGAGGACUUCCUGGAGAUGGUGAACACCGCACAGGUGAUGGAGAUGCAGUAUGGUCAUCUGUUUGAGAAGGUCAUCGUCAACGACGACCUCUCGACGGCCUUCAGCGAGCUGCGGUCGGCGGUAAAGAAAGUGGAGACAGAAACUCACUGGGUUCCAGUCAGCUGGACUCACUCCUGAAACCAGCACGGACUGGGAAAGGGUUAAAGGGCGGGGCUUUUCCCACAAAAAUACGCUUUUUCUAGAUGAAUACACAUAUCGGUUUCAUAUUUCUGAGGGAGUCGGCGGGACAAAUCGGGACCGACUUUGGCGUUGCCACACAAAAAGUAGGCAAAGGGGAUGUGGAUGGAUUUGGAUCUUCAGUUCUGACCCGACAGGACUGUAAAUUCUGGACACAUUUCCCAGGUCCAAUCCACGUUUGUCAAUUCAACCGCCUUCAUCUGGCUGUGGUGGUUUAGAAUUGGACCAGAAGGAACCAUGGACUUCAUGCUGGCUCCUGUUUCUGAACCCUGAGGGGAAAACAGGGUAAACAAUAAAAAAAAAAAUAGUCUUCUGUCUUACCACACCACGUCUGUGCUUUCACGGUGUUUAGUCCAAACAAAACUCUUCCAGGUACUCUCACAAGAAGGGCAAUAACUAUUUUAUUUAAAGAAAUUAAUAUAUUUUCUGAAAUGUUCCAAUAGUUCUUUUAUACACAAAAUGUAAUUUUAAAAGCAACUGGUCUUAACUGUAGCAGCAUUUUUUAUAUAUAUUUUUGUUAUUCUAGAAGUUUCUUUGCUUUCAUAGAGGCGUUUUAUUUCAUGUCAGACUCCAAACACGCGUCGGUGUUUUUGGUUCCAUUACAGCAGCUUAAAGAAAACAGAUUUUAUUGAAUUUUAUUAAUGGAGUUUGUUCUCCACAAAGACACUAUAACUUCUGUGAAAUUAAUUUCUAGAUCUUCAUUUUUUUUUUUUUUUUGGUAAAAUAAAAGCUUUUACUUUCAUUUAUUUUACUUUAAUUGACCUAGAACCAGAACAGGAUCAGAACACUUUAGCUUGGGAUAAAACAACACUUCCUGUUGUCAAUUUUUUUUAGUUCCUGUUUUUUUUUUUUUUUUUUUUUGCCAUUUCUUGUCAAAGACUUUGGAGCGACUUCAAGUGAAUCUCAAGGAAAAACCUAUUUAAUUUGGAGAAAAUUCAUUCUUUUUUCAAAUAUUUCUACAACUAUGUUGAAAUGUACAAUUAUAAAAAUGAAGUCACUUUCAAAAUAAAAGUUCAAAAUAACCAACCAUGUCAAUAACAUGUCAUUUUUACAAAAUAACAUGUAGAAAUUUAAGGCCUUGUUUACUCCUGUGCAUCUGCACAACUUUGUUCUCCAAAAACUCAAAUGUUUUUUUUUAUUUGUUUUUCCAUCUGCUUUCAUGUUUACAGUCAUAAAUCUUUGGGUCAAAUGAGUGUUUUAGGAAUUUGACCGUACUUUUCUUCGGUUUGAGUACGGCACACCUCUGCUCUGUUUCAUCGAUAAGACUCACCUUUGUGAAGAAGACUGUUUUUAACUUGUAAAUGAAAAGGCCGCCUGCACGCCACACUGUAUGGGUCUUUAUUUCUCAGUAAAGAAAAUCCAUCCAAUCAGAA